This is a messenger RNA of Phacochoerus africanus (Common warthog), 3613 nucleotides long. RefSeq names its product insulin like growth factor 2 mRNA binding protein 2 (gene IGF2BP2). Gene Ontology annotation, cellular component: cytosol; nucleus; cytoplasm. NCBI's taxonomy places the organism in Eukaryota, Metazoa, Chordata, Mammalia, Artiodactyla, Suidae. Gene Ontology annotation, biological process: nervous system development; regulation of gene expression. Gene Ontology annotation, molecular function: mRNA 3'-UTR binding. The transcript is spliced from 16 exons. The coding region runs from base 95 to 1894 and encodes 599 amino acids. The record is from RefSeq and is a predicted model, not a curated record.
GCGGAGGAGGAGGAGGGGAGACGAGGGCAGCGGAGGAGGCGAGGAGCGCCGGGUACCGGGCCGGGGGAGCCGCGGGCUCUCGGAGAAGAGACGGAUGAUGAACAAGCUUUACAUCGGGAACCUGAGUCCCGCCGUCACCGCCGACGACCUCCGGCAGCUCUUCGGGGACAGGAAGCUGCCCCUGGCGGGACAGGUCUUGCUCAAGUCCGGCUACGCCUUCGUGGACUACCCCGACCAGAACUGGGCCAUCCGCGCCAUCGAGACCCUCUCGGGUAAAGUGGAAUUGCAUGGGAAAAUCAUGGAAGUUGAUUACUCAGUCUCUAAAAAGCUCAGGAGCAGGAAAAUUCAGAUUCGAAACAUCCCUCCUCACCUGCAGUGGGAGGUAUUGGAUGGACUUUUGGCUCAGUAUGGGACAGUGGAGAAUGUGGAACAAGUCAACACAGACACAGAAACUGCUGUUGUCAACGUCACAUAUGCAACAAGAGAAGAAGCAAAAACAGCCAUCGAGAAGCUAAGCGGGCAUCAGUUUGAGAACUACUCCUUCAAGAUUUCCUACAUCCCGGAUGAAGAGGUGAGCUCCCCUUCGCCCCCUCAGCGAGCCCAGCGUGGGGACCACUCUUCCCGGGAGCAAGGCCAUGCCCCUGGGGGCUCUUCUCAGGCCAGACAGAUUGAUUUCCCGCUGCGGAUCCUGGUCCCCACCCAGUUUGUUGGUGCCAUCAUCGGAAAGGAGGGCUUGACCAUAAAGAACAUCACUAAGCAGACCCAGUCCCGGGUAGACAUCCAUAGAAAGGAGAACUCUGGGGCUGCAGAGAAGCCUGUCACCAUCCAUGCCACCCCAGAGGGGACCUCUGAAGCAUGCCGCAUGAUUCUUGAAAUCAUGCAGAAAGAGGCCGAUGAGACCAAACUAGCUGAAGAGAUUCCUCUGAAGAUCUUGGCCCACAAUGGCUUGGUUGGAAGACUGAUUGGAAAAGAAGGCAGAAAUUUGAAGAAAAUUGAACAUGAGACAGGGACCAAGAUAACAAUCUCAUCCUUGCAGGAUUUGAGCAUAUACAACCCUGAAAGAACCAUCACUGUGAAGGGCACAGUUGAGGCCUGUGCCAAUGCUGAAAUAGAGAUUAUGAAGAAGCUGCGUGAGGCCUUUGAAAAUGAUAUGCUGGCUGUUAAUCAACAAGCCAAUCUGAUCCCGGGGUUGAACCUCAGCGCGCUUGGCAUCUUUUCAACAGGACUGUCCGUGCUGCCUCCACCAGCAGGGCCCCGAGGAGCUCCCCCCGCUCCCCCCUACCACCCUUUCGCUACCCACUCCGGAUACUUCUCCAGCUUGUACCCCCCUCACCAGUUCGGCCCGUUCCCUCAUCAUCACUCUUAUCCAGAGCAGGAGAUUGUGAACCUCUUCAUCCCCACCCAGGCCGUGGGUGCCAUCAUUGGGAAGAAAGGAGCGCACAUUAAACAGUUGGCCAGAUUCGCUGGGGCCUCCAUCAAGAUCGCCCCAGCAGAAGGCCCAGACGUCAGCGAAAGGAUGGUCAUCAUCACUGGCCCACCUGAAGCCCAGUUCAAGGCCCAGGGUCGCAUCUUUGGGAAACUGAAAGAAGAAAACUUCUUUAACCCUAAAGAAGAGGUGAAGCUGGAAGCCCACAUCCGAGUGCCCUCUUCUACAGCCGGCCGUGUGAUUGGCAAGGGCGGCAAAACCGUGAAUGAACUGCAGAACUUAACCAGUGCAGAAGUCAUCGUGCCUCGUGACCAAACGCCAGAUGAAAAUGAGGAAGUGAUUGUCAGAAUUAUCGGGCAUUUCUUUGCCAGCCAGACUGCACAGCGCAAGAUCAGGGAAAUUGUACAACAGGUGAAGCAGCAGGAGCAGAAAUAUCCUCAGGGAGUCGCCUCACAGCGCAGCAAGUGAGGCUCCCACAGGCACCAGCAAACAACGGAUGAAUGUAGCCCUUCCAACACCUGACAGAAUGAGACCAAACACAGCCAGCCAGAUCGGGAGCAAACCAAAGACCAUCCUGAGGAAUGAGAAGUCUGCGGAGGCGCCAGGGGCUCUGCAGAGGCCCUGAGAAUCCCGGAAGGCCAGGAGGGAGGCGAGAGGGUGGCCCUGGGUGGCCCAGCCUCCUGCCUCCAGCCUCCCCCGGGGCCUCUGCAGGCUUCCCAGCCAUGCACCUCACCAUCCACUCGGAUCUCCUUAAACUCCCACCACGCUAUCCCUUUUAGUUGAACUAACAUAGGUGAACGAACGUGUUCAAAGCAAAGCAAAAUUCACACCCUUUUCUUUUUGUGGAAAAGUGUCUCUGUACAUGUAUGUACAUAUUAGAAGGGGAAAGAUGUUAAGAUAUGUGGCCUGUGGGUUACACAGGGUGCCUGCAGCGUUAAUAUAUUUUAGAAAUAAUAUAUCAAAUAACUCCACUAACUCCAACUUUUAAUCAAUUAUUAAUUCUUUUUUCUUUUCAAAGAGAAAGCAGGCUUUUCUAGACUUUAAAGUAUAAAGUCAUUCUUUGGGAGGUCUAAUGGUUUAGUAAGGAGCUUCAAGACCACCCGCACAAAAUUCACCCAGAGGGAAAUCGCGUCGAAAGGACACUCACAGCAGUUCUGGAUCACCUGUGUAUGUCAACAGAAGGGAUACCGUCUCUCUGAAGAGGAAACUCUGUCUCUCUUCAUCCCUUUCUAGCUCACACACCCAUUUCUCUUUGCUUCACAGGUUUUAAACUGGUUUUUGCAUACUGCUAUAUAAUUCUCUGUCUCUCUCUGUUUAUCUCUCCCUCCCCGUCUUCUCCAUCCCCAUUCUCUUUAAUUCCCUCGUCCCUCUGUCUCCAUCCCCACAUCUACGCACCCCCAGGCAAAGCAGUGCUCUGAGUAUCACAUCACACAAAAGGAACAAAAGCGAAACACACAAACCAGCCUCAACUUACACUUGGUUACUCAAAAGAACAAGAGUCAAUGGUACUUGUCCUAGCAUUUUGGAAGAGGAAAACAGGAACCCAACCAACCAACCAACCAAACAAAGAAAAAUUCCACAAAGAAAGAAUGUAUUUUGUCUUUUUACAUUUUGGUGUAUAAGCCAUCAAUAUUCAGCGAAAUGAUUUCUUUCUUUAAAAAAAAAAAAUAUGGAGGAAAGUAGCAAUUUACACGAGGUCGUUGGCCCAGGGCGUUAAAUUUACAGAUUUUUUUAACGAGAAAAACACACAAAAAAAGCUACCUCAGGUGUUUUUUACCUCAGCACCUUGCUCUUGUGUUUCCCUUAGAGAUUUUGUAAAACUGAUAGUUGGAGCAUUUUUUUAUUUUUUUAAUAAAAAUGAGUUGGAAAAAAAAAUAUCAACUGCCAGCCUGGAGAAGGUGACAGUCCAAGUGUGCAACAGCUGUUCUGAAUUGUCUUCCGCUAGCCAAGAACCUAUAUGGCCUUCUUUUGGACAAACCUUGAAAAUGUUUAUUUAAAAAAAAAAAAAAUGACAAAGAAAAACAGAGAGAGAAAGUAUUGGAGAUAUCCUGAAUUUCCAUAGGGUACGCGCCAUUAGGGCUUUUUGCGCUAAAGGAUGAACAUGUACUGGUUUAUGUGAACAAGCCAUUUUACCACCAGACUGCAAUGCCAGUUUCCUCUACUGCAAACAGUGUUCUGUGACAAAAA